AUCCACACAGCCUUCAUUUUGCAUGAGGGAAGUGCAGCACACAUCCGAUGCGCAAGAUGGCGGUAUAACUGUCAUGUAGUCCUCCGCCACCGAAAACAAAACAAAGAGCAAAAUCAUUCUGCGCUCUAACGCACGUGGAAACUGUGUGAUAAAUACGUUUAAAGAUGACAUCCUUAGCACAUCAGUUGAAGCGACUGGCAUUGCCGCAGAAUGACCCUAACCUGCUCAGCCGGAGAGAGGUCGCCUCUGUGCUCUUUGACCCUAAAGAUGCAGCCAGCAUGGACAGAAGCACCUUCCAUGCAUUGGGCUGCACAGGACUGGAGGAGAUGACUGGAAUUGAUCCAGCGUUCUGCGAGUUUCACGAAACUCUAUUCAGUCAGGCCUCUCUGACUUUAGAGCGCAGCGUCCAGUCCAAAGAGGUCAACAAGAAACUAGACAAGAGCGUCUCGCUCUUUCUCACUCGGCUGUCACCUUACUUUCUGCUCAAGCCUGCUCUGAAGUGCAUUGAAUGGCUAGUACACAGAUUCCACAUUCAUCUGUAUAACCAGGACAGUCUGAUUGCUUGCGUUUUACCGUAUCAUGAGACUAAAGUGUUUGUACGAGUGAUUCAGCUUUUAAAGAUAGACGAUCCAACCCACAAAUGGCAUUGGCUGCAUGGAAUUCAGAAACCUGGUGUUCCUCUGGCCCGAGGAACUCUGCUCACACACUGUUAUAAGGAUUUAGGCUUUAUGGAUUUCAUCUGCUCUAUGGUCACAAGAUCAGUUAAGGCGUACUCUGAAUUUUUCCACGAUGGGAACUGUCCCCAGCUGAGAGUGAUCUUCUCCUUCUAUGCCUCUACCAUCGUUCCUGCGCUCGACGCUGUAGAAAAGAUAACUGAUCCUAUCAUCGCCAAACUGCUUCCACAUAUACAACUGGGGCUGAAAUCGGAGCUUUUGGACUACAGGGCUGCCACUUACAUGAACGUGUGUCAGCUGGCCGUGAAGGUGGUGAUGGAGGCUCAGUUGGUGGACUCGUUGACUGUGCAGUUGUCCAGGUCUUUGGGUCAAACACCACAACUGGCGAAAGAGGGUCUGAGCUGCAUUAUCAUCCUCCUCCAGAACCAGAAAGAAGGGGUAGUUGGUUUAAAGCCCUUUGGGUAUCUGUGUGCUGUGCCUACCUUGGUGUCCACCCUGCAGAGCAUAUCUGCAGUCCAUGACAUCAGUCCCUUACUGCGAUACCUGCUGCCCCAUCUCAUCCAGACUGUCAUGACACAAGAUGGUGAGCAGCAGAAUGAAGAUUCGUCAUACAUUGUUGACCACCACGGUCUGUUAGAGUCCGUCGUCCAGAACCUUUACCUGAACAGCCACCUCGAGAACACUGUGGCCAAGCUUCUUCUGGAGGAAUAUGUUUCCCGUGGUGACAUGCCCUCUGAUAAGAUUUCAGCUCUGAACCAAAGGAUGCAGUCUACUGUACGACUCUUUGAAUCCAGAUAUCCAUGUGAAAUGGAUGUGGUUUUGGAAAAUCAGGUUAAAAGUGUGUCAUGUGACCAUGAAAAACACCUGCUCCAUCAGUUCAUCUCUCUUUCUGUGAGCUGUGGGAAAUACCAGAUCCUGGAGGAGUCCGACACGUCUCUUAUGCUCAGUCUAAACCAUCCGUUACCUUCAGUGAGAAACAUGGCUGUCAACUACCUGAAAGAGAUCUUCACCUCACAACAUAAUGGCUUCGAUGAAGUGUUUCUGAAGGAUUCGUUGCUGGAGAGAAUAAAGGAUGACGUGCCGGAGGUUGUGAUGUCUGCCAUUACAGCACUGGAGCUUCACUUAGGCUUUGUGGAUUCAGAGGAGACGUCCUCAGGUUUGAUUGCUCUUCUGCACCGCACCAAACCAUCAGCUGAUUGGUGUUUGGUGCUGAAGGAGGCUGUGCGUGUUCUCGAUGACCCGCGUGUGGUCGAGGGCAGGCCGGAUCUGAAGGCGCAGGUUACGUGGGAUCUCCUGCCAUUCCUGGUGGUGAUGGGUGCAGAGCCCGAGUGUUUAGAGCUGCAGCUCGCAUCAUGUGUCGCUGGAACUACUCUGAUCUCCCAGCAUCCUCUGACCAAAGGAUGGGCCAAAGUGCUGAAGGAAGUUCAGGCCAAAACCCCUCCAUCAGACAUGAUGGAGAUGGCCAACCAAAUGCUAACAACAACUCUGAUAAAGAACCUGGCCGACAUGGAUCACACGACCAGACGCAACACUCUUGAGAAUGUGUGUAAGGUCGUGGGCCGUCAGGGCAGCAGCGUGCGGGAGAGAGCAGCGUUUGUCGUCUUGUGCUUCACGCUUCUUCAGAGUCUGGAGUCGAUGACUGAGAGUCAACAUCUGCACACGGCUCAGAGUGUCUACAAACUCCUGGAGCCUUCCCUGCUUCACAUCUCCACGAUCCAGGAGGUGUCUGAUGUGGGGUCGGGUGUGUGCGUGCCGGUGUGUGUUGGCCUGGGUAAGUUCCUGCAGAAGUCGAACUCUGGUCUCAGUGCAGAGCGAGAACACAGCCUCCUGCUUCUCUCACUCCUGCGGCUGUUCAUCACUGCCCUCAAAUGCCCCAAAUCCACAUUUAAAGGUGAGCCCUGGUGGAACCCUGAGAAGAUGGACACUAAUACCUGCUGUUACCUGCAUCUCCUGUGUCGUCUGUUUGAUGUGGUGAUAUCAGGGGCCAGUCAAGGGCCGCUGACCCCUCGCUUCAGGAGCCUAAUGCAGCCCAUCCUACAGGUGCACCUGAACGAGCCCUUGACUCUGUUUAAGUUUCUCGCUCUCCUGUGGGGUUACAACAGUAAUUUAGGUGACCAGCUGGACUGUCGAGUCAGUGCCAUACUGCAAACUCAGGCUCUUUAUGUGGGAAAGGCUUUGCUUUGCAAGCAGCCAAUGAAAACCCUCAAUGUACUGGCAUCAGGUGCCUCACCAGUGGUGCCGUCUCUGCUGGUGUGUUUGCGAUCGGGCGUGUGUGAGGUUCGGAAGGCUUCCAUCGCUGUGCUUCACUCUUUCAGGGGGGUCGUAUCGUCACCUUACCAUCCGCUGGUGGAGCAUCUCCUCAAAUCAUCUGAGGAGAUCAUCGCUGACCCCUCGUACCUCAGCCAGGCACUGUCCAUGGUUUACGAGGAGGCGAUGUUGUUGAAAGGCAAGAGUAAAAAGCUGGCCUCUAUCGAUCAGCUCCUGCAGUGCGUGCAGUUACCCUGUUGCCCCUUAUACACCUCCAAAACUCUGCUGCGGGCCAUUCAGGACAUCCACGGAGAGCAUGUUUUGGAUGCUCUUCUGCCGGCUGUGGAGCGUCUUCUCGAGCAGUGUGCUCCAGACACAUGCACCUUCCUGCCAGAUGAGGCUCUCGUCCUGCAGCUGCUGCUGAGCAAAUUCAACGAGAAGUCUGCACCUUUACUGGCCAAAGAGCCCCGGUGCCUGGACAUCUUCCUCCGGGCUACUGGCACGUCGGCCAAGCCGUACCCCACUAUGCCUAGUUUCCAGAUCAUUGCCCUGGAGCAGAUCACCAAGCCAUUCUUCGCCGCACUUGGAGAUGAAAAGAUUCAGCAGAGAAUUCUUGCCGUUCUUUUUGACUUGCUGGUGGGGAACAAGAACUCUGCCUGUACCCAAGCCGUCAACAGCGUCUUCAAAGUGAUCGCAGUGGAUGCAGAGUUAGUGGCCAAUGAGCUGAUGCCUGCAGAGAAACACCGAGUCGCAGCGAGCGUUCAGCAAGCACGCCGCAGUAAAUUGCAGAGAAAAACACAAGACGCGUCUACGGCAGGACCAGAGGAGGCUGUGGUCUCGUGGCCGAGAGUCACCCUGAUUUUAGAGCUGCUGCAGCACAAAAAGAAGCUGAAGAGAGCUCAGUGUCUCGUGCCGGCUCUCUUUCACCUGCUCUCCAGAUGUCUGGAGCGUGCCGCAGCUGAGCAGGAGAAUAUGGAGUACACCAAACAGCUCAUCCUCAUCUGCCUGCUCAACAUCUGUCACAAACUCUCUCCAGAUGGAGGAGCUGUCAGCAAAGAUGUGCUGGAGGAGGACAAGUUUAACGUGGAGCUGGUGGUGCAGUGUGUCCGAAUGUCAGACGUUCCCCAAACUCACCAUCACUCCCUGCUGCUGCUCGGAGCUUUAGCUGGAAUCUUUCCUGAGAAAGUUCUUCACAACAUCAUGCCCAUCUUCACUUUCAUGGGCGCCAACAUCAUGCGACUGGACGAUGCUUACAGUUUCCAGGUCAUCAAUAAGACUGUACAGGCGGUCAUCCCUGCUCUUAUAAAGGCCCAUAAGGAUGGCGGUGUCCAGUCUGACGCCAACAUGGAGAUGGUGGUGACGCGUAUUAUGCACGUGUUCGUUGAUGCUCUCCCGCAUGUGCCCGAGCACAGGCGCUUACCCAUCCUCAGUCAGCUGCUGGGCACGCUGGGCCCGUCUCACUUCCUCUGGGUCCUGAUGCUGCUCAUGUUCAAGCAACACGUCACGCAGACGUCCGUCAACGCCGCCGGGCCUGAAAAGGAGUCUGUUGUGGAGAGAGAUCAGGACUUCUGGAUCUCAGUGUGCUGCGAGUUUGAAGUGAAGGAGCAGCUCGCCUCCCUCAUCCGGGUGCUGCAGUACCUCAUGACUCUACCGCAGGACAGCGAGGAAGAUUCUGAGAAAAAGCAUACUCGAGGAAGAAGUGCAGUGAAGAAGGAAGAGACCGUCUCCGAACUGAUUUUCAACGUUCAAGCUCAUAGUGGCAAAGAACUCCGUCAUUUUAAAUUCCUCUCCGUCUCUUUCAUGGCUCAUCUCCUGGCCUCUGACAAAUUUGUUGGAAAGGUCGCGGACUGUGAGGACAUUAAAGACGUCGCCUUACAGAAUCUUCAGCAGCGUCUGCUGGAGGAGGUUCUGCGCUAUAUCCAUACAGUUGCACGAUGUGUGGAGGAUAACUCGGACAAACCCACGGCGAAGUUCUGGAGAGCUCUGCUCAGCAAGUCCUAUGACACCCUGGACAAGGUGAAUGCCCUUCUGCCCAUGGACACCUUCAUCACAGUCAUGAGAGGGCUGAUGGGUAAUCAGUUGGCUUCGGUGAGGAGGAAGGCCAUGGAGUUGCUCAAUAACAAACUUCAGCAGAGGACUCAGUGGCAGGAUGAGCAGAUUACUGUGCUUCUUGAACUCAUCGGUGAUCUCCUGCAUAUUGUGGGUCACGGUCAAGUCAUGGCACGGGAAGAAGAAGAGCAGGCCAUCAAUCGACAGACGGCCCUUUACAGCCUCAAGCUUCUGUGCCGCAGUUUUGGCUCAAACCACCAGGAGCUGUUUGUCCCCGUGCUGAACAAAGCGGUGGAGCUGGUGGCUAAUAAAGACGAGGAGAAGAACGUCAUGGGAAGUGCUCUGCUGUGUGUGGCGGAGGCGGUCGGCACGCUGAAGGCUCACGCUAUACCACAGUUACACAGGUUAAUGCCUGCUGUGCUGAGCACUCUGAAGAAGAGGAAGGAUCUGUUGACCAAUGAAGUCUAUCUGCUGAGUGCCGUCACGGCCCUACAGCGCGUGUCCGAGACCCUGCCGCACUUCAUUAGCCCCUACCUGCAGGACACCAUCUCGCAGACCACUCGCUUAACUCUGUUAGCGGUGCGACUGACGUCCUGCCCUCAGCUCACCGUGCGUCUCGCGUCUCUCAGCAACACUCUUGCCACAAAAGUGCCAUCCAGGGUCCUCAUUCCCACCAUCACCAAAUGCUACUGUGGCAUGGUGGAUAAGCACCAGAACUGUCUUAGUCCGCUGAUGAACAUCUUGAAGGAACACAUCGCUCAAAUGGACAAGGACCAACUCAACAACCACCAAUCAGAGCUCACUUCCUUCUUCCUGUCCGCUCUAGACUUCCGCGCCCAGCAUUGCCAGGGAGAUCUGAAGAAGGCCGGUGAGAUCGAGGGCAGUGUGAUCGACUGUCUGCUGGGGAUGGUUAUGAAACUUUCAGAAGUCACGUUUAGACCUCUCUUCUUCAAGUUGUUUGAUUGGUCAAAGUUAGAUGGUGCUUCUAAAGACCGUCUGCUGACCUUCUAUAGACUGGCAGACCGGAUCGCAGACAAACUCAAAGGACUGUUUGUGCUGUUUGCCGGGCAGCUGGUCAAACCAUUUUCUGACCUACUCCGUCAACUCAACACUGCCCACACAGACGAGGCCUUCUUUGAUUCCGAUGACGAGGAUAAUGCGACGAAGAGUAGUCUGCUUCUGCAGUAUAUGUUGGACUGCCUCCAUAAGAUCUUCCUCUAUGAUACACAGCGCUUCCUCAGUAAAGAGAGGGCUGAUGCACUCUUGAGCCCUCUGGUGGAUCAGUUGGAGAAUAUGCUGGGAGGAGAGGAGGUCUACAAGAUCCACAUCACCAAACAUUUGGUGCCCUGCAUCGGCCAGUUUGCCGUUGCCAUGGGAGACGACUCGCAGUGGAAAGUUCUCAAUUAUCAGAUUCUCCUCAAGACACGUCACGGCUCACCCAAGGUGCGUUUCUCAGCGCUGGUCAUGUUGCUGGAGUUGGCCAGAAAACUAAAGGAGAACUACAUGGUUCUUCUGCCGGAGACCAUCCCAUUCCUGGCUGAACUCAUGGAGGAUGAGUGUGAGGAAGUUGAACACCAGGUGCAGAAGGUCAUUCAGGAGAUGGAGACUGUUCUCGGUGAACCCCUGCAAAGCUACUUUUAAAAUCUCUAUUGUUUCAGCCCUGUUAAGAUGCUUGAAGUGUUUGUCCAGUGUCUCUUAAUGAUUUACUUCAUGAACUGAUUUGCUGACCAUGCGUGACUGUGACCGGCAGCUCCAGCAGCACAUCUCGUCUUCAGACAGACAGCUCGACUUCUUUUGUGCAUGUAAAUGCUUUAGAUUUUAGCCGCAUGUCUUCCCUCAAAACGAAUAUAAUGACAUGUGUUGUGUUUAAAUGUCUAGUGUUUUUAAAAAGAAACUAUUUUAUGGCAUUGAAUGUCAUUUUGUAAUGCAUACCAAUGAAAAAGAUCUGGAAAACAUGCAUCUAUAUUUUGAUUUAUGAGACAUAAAUAGGGUAUAAAGUAAUUAUGAAAUCUAAAUGUGAUACAAAUUCGUAAUCUAAACGUAUUCAGUGUUUUCUCUGAAAUGACUUGUUUUGGGCCGAUGUCACCAAUCCCUCAGGCAUCCAUCGUCCAGCUUCUUUCUGCUAUGAAAUUCCCAUAAAUACAAUAACACACAAAAUAAUCUGUGUUGUCUGUUUGUACUCUGCAAAAAAGUUCUUUGAACAUCAGUUCAUGUUUGUGUUCUUGACUAAAUCAAUAUGCACCCAAUAAAACUUUGAUA
Molecule: messenger RNA, 7229 nt
Organism: Triplophysa rosa
Lineage: Eukaryota; Metazoa; Chordata; Actinopteri; Cypriniformes; Nemacheilidae
Gene: heatr1
Product: HEAT repeat containing 1
Exons: 45
Coding region: 165-6611 (2148 amino acids)
Biological process (GO): positive regulation of transcription by RNA polymerase I; maturation of SSU-rRNA from tricistronic rRNA transcript (SSU-rRNA, 5.8S rRNA, LSU-rRNA)
Cellular component (GO): t-UTP complex; small-subunit processome; 90S preribosome
Molecular function (GO): snoRNA binding
Source: RefSeq, a predicted model, not a curated record